Heteronotia binoei (common prickly gecko) is the source of this 1841-nucleotide messenger RNA. RefSeq names its product cathepsin S-like. The transcript is spliced from 8 exons. Gene Ontology annotation, biological process: immune response. Gene Ontology annotation, molecular function: cysteine-type endopeptidase activity. Lineage: Eukaryota; Metazoa; Chordata; Lepidosauria; Squamata; Gekkonidae. Gene Ontology annotation, cellular component: lysosome. The record is from RefSeq and is a predicted model, not a curated record. The coding region runs from base 197 to 1195 and encodes 332 amino acids.
GAUGACACGGGGAAACUUUCUGGUAACUACAACAGGCAGGGUGUGUGAGAGGUUCACUCGAGCGACGGCAAGCUGCGAGACAGGUAGGGGAAAGAGUCCUUGCUCCUUUCUGCUGUGCUGUUGGAAGAGCUCGCCUUCACCACAUCUCCAGGCCUGGCUUUCUGAAAGGCGUUGUGAGGAAGUUUGACUCCACAGGAUGGAAUUGUGGCCGUGGGUCGUCCUGGCAUAUGCCGUGUUGGCAUCUGCAAGCUGGCAGAAGGACCCCGUGCUGGACAGCCACUGGGAACUUUGGAAGAAAAAAUACAGCAAGGAAUACCGAAACGAGAAAGAGGAAGAGAAUCGCCGUAUGACUUGGGAAAACAACUUGAAAUUGAUCACGUUGCAUAAUCUUGAACGCUCUCUGGGACUGCAUUCCUUCGAGCUUGGCAUGAAUCAUCUUGGCGAUAUGACCAGCGAGGAAGUAACUACUCAGCUCACUGGACUGAGAAUUCCUGACUCGUGGAAACAGAAUUCUACCUAUUUCAAGUCAAAUCCAGGGGUAGGAAUCCCUGAUUCCAUAGACUGGAGGGAGAAAGGAUGCGUCACGGAGGUGAAGUUCCAGGGGGGCUGCGGUUCCUGCUGGGCCUUCAGUGCCGUCGGGGCUCUGGAAUGCCAGUGGAAACUCAGAACCGGACAAUUGAUCUCUCUGAGUCCACAGAACCUCGUGGACUGCUCCAGUAUGUAUGGGAACCACGGCUGCAAUGGAGGCUUCAUGACCUCCGCUUUCCAAUAUAUCAUCGAUAACAAAGGUAUCGACUCAGAAGCAUCCUACCCGUACACAGCCCAGGCGGGACCAUGUGGUUAUAACCUGAGCGCGCGAGCGGCCACUUGCUCUAAAUACGUUGAGCUGCCGUCUUCUAAUGAAGCCGCCUUGAAGGUGGCCGUCGGGACUGCGGGCCCCGUGUCCGUCGCUGUCGAUGCAACUAAAGAAACAUUCUUUCUGUAUAAAUCAGGAGUAUAUGAUGAUCCAAGCUGCUCCCAGGACGUGAAUCAUGGUGUUCUCGUGGUGGGAUAUGGGACGCUGGACGGCAAGGACUACUGGCUUGUGAAGAACAGCUGGGGAGUACAUUUCGGCGAUCAAGGAUAUAUCCGGAUUGCACGGAACCACGGGAAUCGGUGUGGCAUUGCCUCGUACGGCUGCUACCCAGUUGUUUAGAGAGGCAUGCCAUCUCUGCAGUUGGUUCCCCCUCCCCCCCCACACACAAAAAAGUGAAGCCUGAAGGAUUGGUCUUCAGGGCAAGAUCUGCCCUGUCAGCUCCACCUGGUAGAUCUGAGACCAGCAACCCAAAUAAUGGUUUGUCUUGGUUUAGCUCAGUAUCUGCUAGGCGUCCCGGGGGUGUUGUGAGGCCGGAUCAGCUAAUAACGUCUUAGUCCCGCUUUGAAUGAGAGUAGUUUUCUGUAAUUGCUAAGUAUUAUCACUGCUUCCACCUCAAAGGGUUUCAUAUUAAAAGCUGUGUUCAGUGGAAGAAACACUUUUCCCCGUUUAGGGAAUCAUCAAAUGGUUCCACACACUCAACCAUGUAUGUUCUGCUAUCUGGCAAAAUCCCAAAGGGACAAAAGUAGUAAUUUUGGAUUUUAAAGAUUUUUCAUGUAAUGCCAGAUGUGGAAGGAUUUUUUUUUUUAAAUUUAUGGGGUUUGUCUUCUUUUCCCUUCCUUUAAUCCAGAGUUUUUCAACCGCCUUUGAUUCUGUAAGCGUGCCCCCAGAGAAUCAUGACAUUUUACUAUCACUCACCUGAGAGACUUCAGAUUUUCCCUUGUUUUCUGAAUUUUAUAAUUGUUCAAUAAAUUACUUAUUAACAGUU